UGCGGUAUAUCGAAAACACUUGGAUAGAAUCUUUCAUCCUAUGCCGGCAUCGUCCGCGAUCAGCUUACUUCAUCCUCAUAUAAAUUCUGGAUAUGAGCUACGCAUUUGCUAUCAUAAGUUGUGAAGGUGGCUGUGACAAACAAAGGGACUUCACACCAACGGUUGAGUUCCUUACAAAAUGCCUGGUUUAUCGGUGAAACUAAAAGGAGAGGGGACCGACCCGAAGUACUGCUGCUCGUCCUGUGGUCUCCUGUUGAACGAGCCACGGCAGACAUCCUGUGGACAUCGGUACUGCAAAUCCAGCGUGGAAGACCUUACUAGACCUGAUGGGGGACAAUGCAAGGUGCCAUCAUGUGGACAACAUAUUAAGAUUGAAGACGUUUUCCCGGACAAGGCCAUUGAGAGAGAAAUAAAAAGCAUUCCAGUUCUCUGCAACAAUGACGAUGAUGGCUGCAAAUGGGAGGGACUACUGAAGGACCUUAAGGCUCACCUCGAUGAAUGUGAGUAUGAGAAGAUUGCCUGCAUUCACAAGAACUGCGGGGAGAAAAUCCCAAGGAGGGACCUUUCCAAACAUCUUAAUGAAAACUGUGGGUUCCGGUCUGCUGCCUGCCAGUUUUGUAAGGAGUCUCAUCCAUUCAAGGACAUCGCGAACCACCAGGAGUCGUGCCCCAUGGCCCCUGCCCGGUGUAAGUGGUGCGGUAAGAAGGGUCUGACCCGCUCACAGCUGCAGGACCAUCAACAUCCGCAGACUGGAGACUGUCCCAACAUGAAACUGCCGUGUCACUUCGAACCGGUCGGGUGUACAGAAAAGCUGGAAAGGAAACAACAUGGCGACCACCAAAAGAAGACCAUCACAGCUCAUCUCAACAUGGUUCUGGCCAUGCUCCUCCAACUGGCAACAAACGUGGAGGGGCUCCGAGAUGAGGACGUUGAGGCACGCGAGAACAUGCGAGCUGCCAUUCCUCGACUGGACAAGAAUCUCAAUGACCAAAUCACCAAGGUUUCUGAGCUAGAGAGGAAACUUUCCAGCUAUCAGUCAGAAGGGGCAACAGGAUCAGGAUCAAGCGGCUUGAAGGCACUGGAGAAUCGAAUUGAACAAAUUCGGGCAAAGGUUGAAGAUCUUAUAAAGAAGCUCGCCGCUUGGGAACCGAGAGUUGGCACGUUUGAGGGGAUUGUUGCCGUUCUGAACCGUGAGAUCGAGAAAUGUAGCUCCCAGAUGGAGGCGUACGAACGACAACGUCGCCAGGACAGGGAGAUCAUCGAGACUCUGGAGAGGAAGGUCAGAUCUCUGGAAAGGAUCAUCGCUCUGAAGGACGUUGCCCUCGCGGAACAAGACCUCCGGAUCCAGACCCUAGAACUGACCAGCUAUGACGGCAUCCUGACAUGGAAGAUCGCAGACUUCACACGUAAGCGUCACGACGCCAUCACGGGGAAGACAGCAAGUUUCUACUCGCCAUGUUUCUUCACCAGCCGUACAGGGUACAAGAUGUGCGCCCGGAUCUACCUGAACGGAGACGGGAUGGGGAAGGGCACUCAUGUCAGCCUGUUCUUCGUCGUCAUGAGGGGGCACUACGAUGGGCUGCUGCGCUGGCCUUUUCGUCAAAAGGUGACCUUCAUGCUCCUGGACCAGAACAACCGUGAACACGUGAUCGACGCGUUCCGUCCUGACCCGACCAGCUCGUCCUUCCAGCGGCCCACCAGUGACAUGAACAUCGCCAGUGGAUGUCCGCUCUUCGUGCCGCUCAGUCAGCUGGACAGCAGCAGCCACGCCUAUGUGAGAGACGACACCAUGUACCUCCGUGUUAUUGUCGACACGAGUGAUUUAAACUAAUUGGCCCUAUCGGAGCUCACGAGAUGGAAAUCAUAGCAAAGACACGUACUCCAUUGGGCAUCAUUGCACCUGAUAUGCGUAAACGUAUGUCAGUGGAAAUACUAACGCGCACAAUAUGUCGCCUUCAACACAACAUCGCUGACAAAAAUAAGUCUACGUCUUUCACGAGAGACGACUUAACAAUCGAGAACAGUGAUUGGUAUGUGGAGGAUGACAAAAAUUGUCCUUUGAAUAUAAUUGGACAUCAAACAACCUACUACCUUGAAAAUAGUAUCCCAAGUCAAAAGGUACAUUUCAAUCUGAACAAUAUUAGAAUAUCGUGCGUUGCAACGAUGCUCUGGUGCAAUAGAACAUACACGGCCUCUUCAUUCAUUUGGUCAACAAUUUCAAAAGUCUGUAUCAUAAGUUCUGAUCGCAAUUUCACUUCUGACAUUAUCGUUUUAGAAUUAUGGUUGGAAACACUGAAUUUGAUUCUAUACGUAAAGAAACCUCCAAUAUCUGAGUGGCAACAAGUGAUCAUGAUAGACCACUCGUCUAUGUUUUUAUAUAAUCAAACCAUUUCAAAAAGCAUGACGUGGACAUCUACACUAGAAACAAUAUUUUGUUUACGACAUUUGUUAAAAGGUAAUAGCAUUUUCUUGUUCAGAAUCAUUUAAACAGUGUUAGAUAUUACUGAUGCUAUGUUUGCAUGAUUCUACUUGAAAAUGUCUUUUCCCCUCUGAUAAGUGUCGCAAACAAAUUUAAUGUUUUUGGUAAUAAAAUUACGAGUCCAAUUUGUGAUAGUGGUAAGGAUUUCUUCUCGUAGAUCAUGCCUAACAAUUUCUCCGAUCACCAUUGACUUAAUGACUGAACUUUUACGUUAUAUACAUUAUCUGGUAAAACAGAAUAGCGUCAUGAGGUGCGUGUAGAGCAUUGUGUCCAGUAGGUGACCAUGCCACAUUCUGUCAUGGAAUG
This is a messenger RNA of Branchiostoma floridae (Florida lancelet), 2785 nucleotides long. RefSeq names its product TNF receptor-associated factor 2-like. Gene Ontology annotation, molecular function: zinc ion binding; protein binding. The record is from RefSeq and is a predicted model, not a curated record. Lineage: Eukaryota; Metazoa; Chordata; Leptocardii; Amphioxiformes; Branchiostomatidae. The transcript is spliced from 8 exons. Bases 179 to 1831 code for a protein of 550 amino acids. Gene Ontology annotation, biological process: regulation of canonical NF-kappaB signal transduction; positive regulation of JNK cascade; regulation of apoptotic process.